UUAAUUUAGUACUAGUGUCAAGGAAUCGCUAUGUCAUUAUGAGUGUGGACGCGUAUGCCCCAAAUUCUCAAUCCUUGACUUUCCUCGAAACUGAAGAGGACCUCAUUGGGGCCGACACUCAAGGAACUGACUAUGACUACACGGAUUUCACCCUACCGUCCCAGACUCAGUCUCAGACCCAAGCUUCACAGCUAGAACAUGGACAGAGUCAAAGCCAGGUUAAUGGUCCAGAGGCUCCAGUUCAGAAUGGUCUGGAUAAGGGAGUUACAUCGAUCACCCAGGGGGUGGGGGAGCUCAAUUUUGAGGAGGAGGAGGAGGAACAGUUUAUGAUGAAAGAUCUGCCCAAGCAUGCAUGCUCGUACUGUGGAAUUCAUGACCCUGCAUCUGUGGUGUUCUGUAACAGCACAAAGAAGUGGUUUUGCAAUGGAAGAGGGAAUACUUCUGGGAGUCACAUCAUCAAUCAUCUUGUGAGAGCCAAGGCUAAGGAAGUGACGCUGCACAAAGAUGGCCCCCUGGGAGAGACUGUGCUGGAGUGUUAUAACUGCGGCUGUCGGAAUGUUUUCCUCCUGGGCUUUAUUCCUGCCAAGGCAGACUCUGUGGUUGUACUGUUGUGUCGUCAGCCAUGUGCCACCCUUACCAACCUGAAGGAUAUGAACUGGGACCCGAGUCAGUGGCAGCCGUUGAUCCAGGACCGUCAGUUUCUGUCGUGGCUGGUCAAGGUUCCAUCGGACCAGGAGCAGAUGAGGAGCCGGCAGAUCUCGGCCCAGCAGAUCAACAAGCUGGAGGAACUCUGGAAGGACAACCCCGAGGCCACGCUGGAGGAUCUAGAAAAACCAGGGGUGGACGAAGAACCCACUCAGGUGUUACUAAGAUAUGAUGAUGCAUACCAGUACCAGAACAUCUUUGGCCCCCUGGUUAAGUUGGAGGCUGACUACGACAAGAAGCUGAAGGAGUCCCAGACCCAGGAUAACAUCGUAGUACGCUGGGAUGUCGGCCUUAACAAGAAGAGGAUCGCUUACUUCCACCUGCCAAAGGCCAAUGAUGAGAUGAAAUUGAUGCAUGGUGAUGAGCUGAGGCUUCGUUACCAGGGAGAGCUUCACAAACCCUGGUCAGGUGUAGGACAUGUCAUCAAGAUCCCUGACAACCAUAGUGAUGAAGUUGCCAUUGAAUUGAAGAGCAAUGCAGGAGUACCUACUGAGUGCACUCAUAACUUCGUGGUGGACUUUGUUUGGAAGUCAACUUCUUUUGACAGGAUGCAGGCAGCAUUGAAGACCUUUGCUGUAGACGAGACCUCAGUAUGGGGUUAUAUUUAUCACAAGCUCCUGGGACACGAGGUGGAGGAUGUUGUAAUAAAGUGUCAGCUCCCCAAGAGAUUCAGUGUCCCCAACCUGCCAGAACUCAACCACUCCCAGGUGUAUGCUGUCAAGACUGUGCUUCAGCGACCACUAAGUUUGAUCCAGGGUCCCCCAGGAACUGGUAAGACUGUGACUUCAGCCACCAUUGUGUACCACCUGGCCAAACAGAACAAUGGACAAGUAUUGGUGUGUGCUCCCUCUAACAUUGCUGUGGACCAACUGACUGAAAAGAUUCACAAAACUGGACUGAAGGUGGUGCGUUUGUGUGCCAAGAGCAGAGAGGCCAUUGAUUCACCUGUGUCCUUCUUGGCCCUCCACAACCAGAUCAGAAACAUGGAAAGUGUCCCUGAGUUACAAAAGCUGCAGCAGUUAAAGGAUGAGACAGGAGAGUUGUCCUCCACUGACGAGAAAAGAUACAGGUCACUGAAGAAGCAGUGUGAAAAGGAACUGUUACAGCAUGCUGAUGUGAUUUGUUGUACCUGUGUGGGAACAGGAGACCCCAGACUAGGAAAAAUGCAGUUUAGAUCAGUGCUGAUUGAUGAAAGUACACAAGCCACAGAACCGGAGUGUAUGAUUCCUGUAGUGCUAGGAUGUAGACAGUUGAUCCUGGUGGGUGACCAUUGCCAGCUGGGACCAGUGGUCAUGUGUAAGAAGGCUGCCCGGGCUGGGCUGUCCCAGUCCCUGUUUGAGCGAUUAGUGGUACUGGGCAUCAGACCCAUUCGUCUACAGGUCCAGUACAGAAUGCAUCCCGCUCUCAGUGCUUUCCCAUCCAACAUCUUCUACGAAGGAUCUCUACAAAAUGGAGUGGCUCCAGGUGAUCGCACAAGGAAAGGACUUGACAUCCCUUGGCCGCAAGGAGACAAACCUAUGUUCUUCUACACAACAUCUGGACAAGAGGAAAUUUCAAGUUCUGGAACUUCUUAUUUGAACAGAACUGAGGCUGCAAACGUAGAGAAGAUUGGUACAAGGUUUUUGAGGUCCAAUGUGAAGCCAGAGCAGAUAGGUAUCAUCACUCCGUACGAGGGACAGAGGGCUUACAUUGUACAAUACAUGCAGUACAGCGGAUCUCUGAACAAGAAAUUAUAUCAGGAGAUAGAGGUUGCUAGUGUAGAUGCUUUCCAAGGAAGAGAGAAGGAUUUCAUCAUUCUGUCUUGUGUGCGCUCCAAUGAACAUCAAGGAAUUGGUUUCCUUAAUGAUCCGAGACGUCUGAAUGUGGCCCUUACUCGGGCAAGGUAUGGUAUUAUAAUUGUUGGAAAUCCAAAGGUUUUGUCAAAGCAACCCCUUUGGAAUCACCUGCUAACUUACUACAAGGAGCAGAAGUGCUUGGUGGAGGGGCCCCUCAAUAAUCUGAAGGAGAGCAUGAUUCAGUUCAGCAAGCCCCGCAAACUGGUCAACACCUCCAACCCAGGAGGCCGAUUUAUGAGCAAUAUCAUGUUUGAUGCCCGGGAAGUGAUGAUUCCAGGCAGUGUGUACGAUAGAAGUCGAGGUUACAAUGAGCCUGUGGUUCGCACUCAUGAUCAGCUGAGUUACAUUGGUCCAGAAAGACAUUACACUGGCCCCGCUCUCAACAUCCCUGUCCCUGUCAAUAUGUUUAUGGCACCCAUGCCACAGCCCUUCAACGGCCAACAAGUACCAAUGGGUAACAGAAAUGCCCCGGCAGCAAGAGGAACUGGGCGUCGUCGUGGCACCAAGCCACCUCGCUAUAGUAACACUCAGUCCCAGCUGAGUAACUCCCAGUUCAGCCAGGGCAACAGUCAGAGCCAGGCAAGUCAGGAUGUGUCCCAGCCCUUCUCCCAGGGACCUCUGACCCAGGGCCCCAUGUCUAUGAGCCAACCUUUCCAGAUGAGUCAGCCAGGAUUGUCUGGACUCUCCCAGCCAGAACUCUCUCAGGACAGUUUCUUGGCGGAUGACUUCAAAUCUCAAGCAGACGGCAUGCUGUCCCAGGACUCCACCUACCAGGGCGACCGCAUGUUUUAUGCAUCUCAGCUGUCACAGGGUCCAUUUAAUUAGGACACCAGCAUAGCCAUCCUCUUUUAUGGCGGAGUUUGUUCUUAACUGAAAAUAACAAUGAUGCAAAUUGUAUUGAGAACUUGAAACUGACAUGUAGCAGUGUCUAAGAAUAUGACGAACUGCCUGCCUUACUGCAAUAGAGUCUACCCGCACUGAGUCACCAUAAACUGGCACCCCGCAAUCUCCGUCGGGGGGCUGGACACUCGUUCACAGCGAUUGCUCCAACCACCGACGGUCCAAAAUAACGGUGUGCUCACUGAAGUCUGAAGCAGAUCAGACAAAGCUCAGAUAGGUUUACACUCAAACAAGGGUGACCUAGCAGUAUGGGGCUAGGCCAGGUCUACCAUCUCUUACAAAGACACUGCCGGCUAGAUUGUGUGUACAAUGAUGAUGAUGUGUUAGAGUUGGCAUGUACCUAUUAUCUAUAGAAUUGAGAUGAUUCUGUUACUAUCAGUAGUCUGCGUGAUACAGUCAUGUCGCCACACUAAGACAGCCAUCUCGUCAACCAAAAAUUGAUUGUCACUUUAUAUCUGAUUAUUGUAAUUGCCAUCAUUUGUUGCCAUUUGUAUCUUUAUUCAGUUUCUGUGCUUUGUUUUCUUUUUUUAACCAUCGACUAGUAACUCGGGUUCUAAUUUUUGACUUGGAUGGAGUGAAUUAGAUUAACGAUACCUGCGGUGAUUCAUGAAUGUCAGCACUAUUAAAUUACACGUUCUGUGAUUUAUUAUCAAAGGGAUAAUAUUUUUUGGAAAUAUAAAAUCGGCCAUUUCACAAGAGAAAAUGAUGGACAAGAAAUUUUUUAUUCUUGGUAUAUCUGCAAAAA
Molecule: messenger RNA, 4185 nt
Organism: Saccostrea cuccullata (small rock oyster)
Lineage: Eukaryota; Metazoa; Mollusca; Bivalvia; Ostreida; Ostreidae
Product: regulator of nonsense transcripts 1-like
Exons: 24
Coding region: 39-3365 (1108 amino acids)
Biological process (GO): nuclear-transcribed mRNA catabolic process, nonsense-mediated decay
Cellular component (GO): cytoplasm
Molecular function (GO): zinc ion binding; DNA binding; hydrolase activity
Source: RefSeq, a predicted model, not a curated record